This is a messenger RNA of Dothidotthia symphoricarpi CBS 119687, 1008 nucleotides long. Its product is annotated as 40S ribosomal protein-like protein S2. The record is from RefSeq and is a predicted model, not a curated record. The transcript is spliced from 5 exons. Gene Ontology annotation, molecular function: structural constituent of ribosome; RNA binding. The coding region runs from base 226 to 1008 and encodes 260 amino acids. Gene Ontology annotation, cellular component: ribosome; cytosolic small ribosomal subunit. NCBI's taxonomy places the organism in Eukaryota, Fungi, Ascomycota, Dothideomycetes, Pleosporales, Dothidotthiaceae. Gene Ontology annotation, biological process: translation.
GUUUACAAAUGCAAGGCAUCCAUCAGAUACAUGCUGAGUUUGAGCGCUGACGCUCAAAGAACUUUGGAAGGAUAGUGUGUGACAAGAAGAGAGGACAAUCAGACCGCCAAGAGUCGUGGUAGCGGCCUCGCACACCAUUUUGUCUACGACAACGAGCCCGCUAUCGCGACUUGAACACUAACCCAGGACUACCACACUCAGCCGUCCAAAUCCCCGAAACACAACAUGGCUGACGCUCCCGCCCCCGCUCGCGGCGGAUUCGGAUCUCGUGGUGACCGUGGAGGUGACCGUGGUCGUGGCCGCGGUCGUGGACGUGGUCGCCGUGGUGGCAAGACUGAAGAGAAGGAGUGGCAGCCCGUCACCAAGCUCGGCCGUCUCGUGAAGGCCGGCAAGAUCAAGAGCAUGGAGGAGAUCUACCUCCACUCUCUCCCCAUCAAGGAGUACCAGAUCGUCGACUUCUUCCUCCCCAAGCUCAAGGACGAGGUCAUGAAGAUCAAGCCCGUCCAGAAGCAGACCCGUGCCGGUCAGCGUACCCGUUUCAAGGCCAUCGUCGUCAUCGGUGACUCUGAGGGUCACGUCGGUCUUGGAAUCAAGACCUCCAAGGAAGUCGCGACCGCCAUCCGCGCCGCUAUCAUCAUCGCCAAGCUCUCCGUUGUCCCCAUCCGAAGAGGAUACUGGGGUACCAACCUUGGUGAGCCUCACUCGCUCCCCACCAAGGAGAGUGGCAAGUGCGGUUCCGUCACUGUCCGUCUCAUUCCUGCUCCCCGUGGUACUGGCCUUGUCGCAUCGCCCGCUGUCAAGCGUCUGUUGCAACUUGCUGGUGUCGCCGACAUCUACACUGCCUCGUCUGGUUCCACAAAGACCCUCGAGAACACCCUGAAGGCCACCUUCGUUGCUGUCGCCAACACCUACGGCUUCCUGACACCCAACCUGUGGGCCGAGACUAAGCUUAUUCGAAGCCCGCUCGAGGAGUACAGCGACGUUCUGCGCGAGGGCAAGAGGUAUUAG